Saccharomyces kudriavzevii IFO 1802 is the source of this 663-nucleotide messenger RNA. RefSeq names its product Ran GTPase GSP2 (gene GSP2). Gene Ontology annotation, cellular component: nucleus; cytoplasm. Gene Ontology annotation, molecular function: GTPase activity; GTP binding. The transcript has a single exon. Lineage: Eukaryota; Fungi; Ascomycota; Saccharomycetes; Saccharomycetales; Saccharomycetaceae. The coding region runs from base 1 to 663 and encodes 220 amino acids. Gene Ontology annotation, biological process: ribosomal subunit export from nucleus; protein import into nucleus. The record is from RefSeq and is a predicted model, not a curated record.
AUGUCUGCACCUGUUCAAAAUAAUGCGGAAGUUCCCACUUUCAAGUUGGUUCUUGUUGGUGAUGGUGGUACUGGUAAGACCACCUUUGUUAAGAGACAUUUGACUGGGGAAUUUGAAAAAAAGUACAUUGCAACUAUUGGUGUCGAAGUCCAUCCUCUGUCUUUUUACACUAAUUUUGGUGAAAUCAAGUUCGACGUGUGGGAUACCGCUGGUCAGGAAAAAUUCGGCGGCCUAAGGGAUGGUUAUUACAUUAAUGCUCAGUGUGCUAUCAUCAUGUUCGAUGUCACUUCCAGAAUUACUUACAAGAACGUUCCUAAUUGGCAUAGAGACUUGGUCCGUGUGUGCGAAAAUAUCCCGAUAGUUUUGUGCGGUAAUAAAGUCGAUGUCAAGGAAAGAAAAGUGAAGGCUAAGACCAUCACUUUCCACAGGAAGAAGAAUCUACAAUAUUACGAUAUUUCUGCUAAAUCAAACUAUAAUUUUGAAAAGCCCUUCUUGUGGUUGGCGAGAAAACUUGCCGGUAACCCACAAUUGGAGUUUGUUGCCUCUCCUGCCUUGGCUCCACCGGAAGUUCAAGUUGAUGAGCAACUAAUGCACCAAUAUCAACAAGAAAUGGAACAAGCUACAGCUUUGCCGUUGCCUGAUGAAGACGACGCUGAUUUAUAA